AUGUCCUCAUACGUUGUAAAGCGUGGCUACACACUCGUCAAGGAAGAUGGACUCAGGAGCUUUAUGUGGCCAAAGAGACAGGCUACCCAAGUACUGCUCCUUGCUCUAAAUCCAAGAACAUCUUGGCGGUGUGAUACCCGCGCCAUGCAAAUACUAGCUGAGACAACAGACAAGAGGAACGCCUAUCAAGCUGUAGCUCUCAUCUUUCUCAAGGAAGUCGAAUCAGUCAACAGAGUAGAACUGAAACCGUACUGCUUUGAGAUCAUGACAAAGGACAAGACGUAUUACAUUGCCUGCAAGAGUGACGAAGAGCUAUACUCUUGGAUUGACGAAAUUUACUCGAGAUGCUCACCAGCUGGAAUAUCAGCUCCUUCCAACUUUUCACAUAACGUUCAUGUUGGUUUCGAUGCAAACAGUGGCUUGUUUACGGGCUUACCAAAGGAAUGGAUUGCUUUACUUGAAAACAGUUCCAUUACAAAGGAAGACAUGAACAAGAAUCCACAAGCAGUAUUGGACGUGCUGGAAUUCUAUACUGAAAACAUGAAAAAGGAUCGUGCUGCUGCAUCAGGUCGAUUACGAUCACCGCCGAGUCAGAGGCGAAUGGAUUCCAAUGAAAGGCCGUAUAAUAGUAAAGGUUAUGGCGAUGAAAAUGGAUAUGAUAAUGUAUCGCAAUCAUCGUCAUCGCCUUAUGGAUCUUCAUCACCACAAUUACAGCACGUAAACACCCGAGUAGUACCACCACCACCACCAAAUCGACCAGCCAUAGUACCACGUCCUCCUCAUACCAUCGACAAUGGUACCAUACCGACAUCCGGACCACAAAGACUACAACAAGACCGCUACCGAAAUGAUUCACCAGCUCGUAACGACAUGUAUGAUUCCCGUGACAGAGAUGGUGAUGUGAGGGAUCGUAAUAAUGAACGUAUUGACAGAGAAGACUGGGAUGCUCGAUCACAAAGAUCAGAUGUACGAGACAAUCGAGGUGAUAGAAUGGAAGCACCAGUUCGACGAGCACCACCAGAAGUUUCACGACCUGUUGAUUACGCUAAUCGAGCACCGCCACCUGAAGUACGAAGACCCAUGCCAGACUCUAGUAGGCGUCCACCUGAACGAAUUGAACCACAACGAGUAGAACGUCCAGAACGUGCUGAUCGAGGAGAUCGUAAUAUUAAUAAUGGUAAUGGUGAUAUGAAUGGUGAUGAACUGAUGAGAUCAAAAUCUCGAGAAGAUCGACCUAUCCGAGACGAAAAACCACUGUCACCACCACAACAAGUAUAUGAGGAACCAGCCGCCGUAGCAAAGAAACCAACGAAAUCCGAACGAAUGUCAACAAUGACUGAAGCUGAAAUCAUGGUGAAACUACGAGGAGUAGUAUCCAAGAACGAUCCAGCUCAAACGUAUUCCAAAAUCAAGAAAAUAGGACAAGGAGCAUCUGGAUCUGUAUAUGUAGCACGAAACAUGAUUAAUCAAACGACAGUAGCCAUCAAACAAAUGGAUUUGGCUCAUCAACCACGUAAAGAAUUGAUUGUGAAUGAAAUCCUAGUCAUGAAGGAAUCUCAACAUCCCAAUAUUGUCAAUUAUUUGGACUCCUUCCUUGUUCGUGGUGAAUUAUGGGUUGUUAUGGAGUAUAUGGAGGGUGGUCCAUUGACUGAUAUUAUUGAUGCUAAUCAGUUGACGGAGGCUCAGAUAGCUACUGUGACUUUUGAGACAUUGAAGGGAUUGAAUCAUCUUCAUAUACGACAAAUCAUUCAUCGUGACAUCAAGAGUGAUAACGUCUUGUUGGAUUCUGAAGGCCACGUCAAAAUAACUGACUUUGGUUUCUGUGCAAAACUAAACUCUGAACGAAACAAGCGAGCUACCAUGGUCGGAACACCCUAUUGGAUGGCUCCAGAAGUAGUCAAACAAAAAGAAUACGGAGCAAAAGUAGAUAUUUGGUCACUCGGUAUCAUGGCCAUUGAAAUGGUGGAAGGUGAACCACCAUACUUGGAAGAAGAGCCUCUGAAAGCGUUAUACUUGAUUGCAACGAAUGGAACACCAACGCUGAAAGCACCUGAAAAGUUGUCUGGAGUCUUCAAGAACUUUUUAGGAAGAUGUCUUGAGGUGGAUGUGAAUAAGCGUGGGACUAGUGAUGAAUUGCUUAUGCAUCCUUUCUUACGUCUUGCUGCUCCUCUCUCUUCUUUGACGCCGCUAGUCAAAAAGACCAAAAAGCUAUGA
Synchytrium microbalum is the source of this 2214-nucleotide messenger RNA. RefSeq lists its product as uncharacterized. Gene Ontology annotation, biological process: intracellular signal transduction; protein phosphorylation; regulation of MAPK cascade. NCBI's taxonomy places the organism in Eukaryota, Fungi, Chytridiomycota, Chytridiomycetes, Synchytriales, Synchytriaceae. The transcript has 9 exons. Gene Ontology annotation, cellular component: cytoplasm. Gene Ontology annotation, molecular function: ATP binding; protein serine/threonine kinase activity. The record is from RefSeq and is a predicted model, not a curated record. The coding region runs from base 1 to 2214 and encodes 737 amino acids.